AUGCCGCCUCGACUACCCCUGCGGCUCUCGCCGUCGAGGGCACUGCAAGCGGAUGCCGUCAAUAUAAAAUUCGCAGAUACAAACUCCUCCAUUCCUGCCUUCCUCCUCCCUUUCCUCCAAACGCAGUCCCAAACGCUUCCGCAACGCCGAUAUGCCUCAAUCCUAACCUCCCUAUCCGAUCGGCCCGGGGCCUAUAACAAGAGGAUUCGUCGCGGACGAGGUCCUGCUUCUGGCAAAGGAGGCAAGUCCGGUCGCGGGUCUGAUGGGCAGAAACAGCAUAGCAAAGUGCCUGAAGGGUUCAAUGGUGGUCAAACACCCGAACACAUUGUGCACGGAAAAUAUGGAUUCAAGAACUUAUUUGCCAAUGAAAUGUCCCCAAUCAAUUUGGACAAGAUUCAAUCCUGGAUCGACCAAGGCCGCCUGGACCCUUCCCAACCCAUCACACUGAAAGAGCUCUGCUCCUCCGGCGUGCUUGGUCGCAUCAAGGAUGGCGUGAAACUUCUCGGGAACGGGGCUUCUGAGCUCAAAACACCCAUCCACAUUGUUGUCUCGAGGGCGUCCCAAUCUGCCAUUGCUGCAGUGGAAGCCGUGGGAGGAACAGUGACAACACGCUUCUACACCGAGCAAUCGAUACGCCGUAUAAAGAGCAGCCAAACUCAUCCUUUCCUUUCUCUCCGGUGGGAUCCUUCAGCGCUGAACAACCCUCACCUGGCUGUAGAAGGGUCCGAGGUGGCCGAGAAUCGUGCCAGGGGCAUGGGCUUCCAGUACAGACUACCGGAUCCAAGCUCACGGAAAGACUUGGAAUAUUAUAGGGACGCGAAACAUCGCGGCUAUUUGAGCCAUAUGGUCAAGGAAGGCGAGAGCGCCAGCCUGUAUUUCAAGCCGCCAAUCAGCGAAGAGGAGCUGAAGGCCCUGAAAAGAGAGAGCGCAAGGAGUGGCAGGGCUGCGAAACGGAAGGAAGGAGAUAAGUUGUGGUAA
Molecule: messenger RNA, 978 nt
Organism: Fonsecaea nubica
Lineage: Eukaryota; Fungi; Ascomycota; Eurotiomycetes; Chaetothyriales; Herpotrichiellaceae
Product: ribosomal protein L15
Exons: 2
Coding region: 1-978 (325 amino acids)
Biological process (GO): translation
Cellular component (GO): mitochondrial large ribosomal subunit
Molecular function (GO): structural constituent of ribosome
Source: RefSeq, a predicted model, not a curated record